Molecule: messenger RNA, 5455 nt
Organism: Conger conger (European conger)
Lineage: Eukaryota; Metazoa; Chordata; Actinopteri; Anguilliformes; Congridae
Gene: kcnn4
Product: potassium intermediate/small conductance calcium-activated channel, subfamily N, member 4
Exons: 9
Coding region: 73-1716 (547 amino acids)
Biological process (GO): potassium ion transmembrane transport
Cellular component (GO): neuron projection; plasma membrane; neuronal cell body
Molecular function (GO): small conductance calcium-activated potassium channel activity; calmodulin binding; intermediate conductance calcium-activated potassium channel activity
Source: RefSeq, a predicted model, not a curated record
CGCGCGCCGUGCUCAGGCUUGCUUGUGGUUUUCAGUCAGGCUUGCACUUGGUCGACCAGCUCCGCUUCUCUCAUGACCGGCGGAGAGGAGGUGAAGGUGGGUAAGAGUUCAUUGACCGUGCUAUGCCUACCCGCAACGCGGGGAAGACUACGGUCGGUGGGGAAGGAGGACAAGGAGAAGCAGCAGAAGACGACGACUGCGAAAAAGGAGCAGCGGGGGAACCCGCGCGAGCACGCCAUAGAGAUGACCGCCCGCAACCUGCACCCCAACUCCAAAGUGGAAAGCAGAAAUUGCGACGAUUUGAUAAAUCGUAACGGGGGGGACACAACCGAGAUCACUGUGUCGUUGAACCCACUGGGUAAAAGAAUUGUCCCGAUUGAAGGGGACAACCUCUUUAGACUAAGAGACAGAAAGUUCUUACUGGAGGACAAGAAGCGACUAUGUGCAUGGGCACUGGGCAUCGCGCUGCUUGGAAUUCUACUAAUGGUUCUACAUACGGAACUGUGCCCAGGCAUAUACCUACCGAGCUCAAUCUAUGCCUUUAUCAUCAAUUGCUUAAUCAGCCUGUCCACGGGGUGUCUUCUCGUUCUCAUUGUGGCUUUCCAUUACAAGGACAUCCGGCUCUUCAUUAUUGACCACAACCAGGUGGACUGGCGCAUUGCCAUGACCAGCCAGCGGGUGCUGGGCAUCUCUUUGGAGCUGGUGGUCUGUGCCAUCCACCCUGUCACCACCUACGGAUGGCCGGAGAUGGGGACACUAGGGCCGGCCGCUGACCGAGGCCAAGGAGGGCAGGGGGGGUCGGAGGGCAACUCUUCCUCCGCCCCCCUCUGCUCCUCCAUCCGGAACAGGGACGAUCUUCUGGAUCCGGUGCCCCUGCUCUCGAGCCUGAUGUUCCUGCGCCUCUAUCUGGUGCACAGGGCCAUCCUCCUCCACAGCAAGGUGCUCCUCAGCGCCUCCUACAGGAGCAUCGGCUCGCUCAACAACAUCAACUUCACCUUCCGCUUCGUGCUGAAGGUGCUGAUGAACAAGUACCCGGGCCGCACCCUGCUGGUCUUCAUCGUCUUCUUCUGGCUGAGCGCCUCCUGGUUGCUCACGCUGUGCGAAAGGCAGAUCCAGGUGGAAACGGGUGACAUGCUGACUGCUCUCUGGCUCAUUGCUAUUACAUUCCUCACGGUGGGGUACGGAGACGUGUCCCCCAAAACUUUAUGCGGGAAGAUGGUGUGCCUGUUCACCGGAGUCAUGGGUGUGGCCUGCACUGCCAUGCUAGUGGCAGUGGUGACCAAACAGCUGGCGCUGAACAAAGGGGAGAAACACGUCCACUACUUCAUGAUGGACAUUCAGAUCUCCAAACGGCUCCGGCAUGCGGCGGCCAACGUUCUGAGGGAGUGCUGGCUCCUGCACCGCGCCAACGGCAGGAAGCAGAACCGCGGUGAGCACCGGCAACACCAGAGAAGCCUGCUGGAGGCCAUCCGAAAGUUUCGGCACCUGCGGCUGAAGCAGAGGAAGCUCCGGGACUAUGCCAGUGAAAUGGUGGACCUGCCCAAAAUGCAAAUGAUCAUGUGUGACCUGAGUGCCAACUGGAACAACUCGUACCGCGAGCUGGAGCAGCGCAUCGCGUCCAUGGAACAGAAGCUGGAGGAGCUGGGCCGCUGCUUAAACCACACCUCCGAGAUGCUCGCACAGGCCGUCCAUCAGCACCGCGGGUACGACAGGUGACUGUUUGUCUACUAAGGCUGUCAGAGAUGGAUUGGAAAUCAAGAUCAUCAUAGUAAUUAUCAAUUCAUCUGACUGGAAAUGGUUCAUCUUUUAGGAGCAGGUUCUGCCCAAAGGCUACACCGUCUGCCUUAAAGAUAUAACGCAGAUUACUUCCCCCCCCCCCGAUGCCUGCUUUUUUAACACUGAAAUCGAGGCCCAUGAACUAAUGCAUUAUAAAUGCGGCAUAGCUACAGAGAUGAGAUAACUGCUAAUUUUGUGGAGAUGCCCUUUGAUAUGGACAAAGAAUGAAUUUCAUUUGGUUUACUAGUUAUCACAUCAAAAAAUAUGGCAGCAGUCAUCUCUGUCAAGGACUUGGCUCCAUCUAAAAUUUCAAGUCUUAAAUCACAUGUACACAUCUCAUGGAAGCUGUUGUUGGUUACAAAUUAUCUGCAAGAUGGCAGGAUAUGGGCAAAAGAAGCAUUUCCCACAACAAGUGACAUUGACAGAUGGAAAGGAACCUUCAUGGGUUCAUCAUUCAUGACUUUCACCAAACACUUUUGUGAUUAAUGUGCCAUUUUCAUUUUUGACAAUUUUUUCAUCACACUGGUCCUUACAAUGGAAGAUAUGAAAAUGAGUCCCUCAAAAUGUUUUGAUGCGACUGGACUUUGAGGGAUUGAGGCAAACUGGAACAAAUUUCUAAUAGUUCCCAUAUUGACUUUAGUUAUGGUCUAGGCAAGUAAUUUUCACUAAUUUUCACAACAGUGUAGACCUGUAAUGUAGUAUACUUUUUCCAGAAGUUUCCAUUGAUUGUGAUACAGUAGUGCAUCAGAGGAACUAAAUGUAAAUGUCAGACUCAUUUUGGAAGGCAAACCCCGACAAACUAUUUUGGGCCCAGAAUUUGGCCACAUAUUCCUGUGUGGUAGAAUGGUUUAGAGAUAUGAAUUUUGGAUGUGACUGUGAUUGUCACAUUCUUCUUUACACCUGUGAUGGUACAAAAAAUAGUCACAAGGUAGCAGGGACCUCUUCGGAGAUGUUGAGGACAGGAAUGUCAGCAAGUACCAUGACCUGACACUUCAGCACAAAACAUUAUGUCUGUGAUUGCGAAAAGGUCAGCUGUUUGACGUUCGAAGCACCUCAAGAGAAAGACAUUAGCUCAGGAGAUAAGAGCAGUUGUCUGGCAGAUCCCCUGAGUGUGUAUGAAUGAGAGGCAUUAAUUGUAAAGCGCUUUGGAUAAAAGCACUAUAUAAAUGCAGUCCAGACAAGUUUUUUCUUCUCAAAGAGCAUCAGAAGACAGAGGAUGCACUGAAACUCCCACACAGUAAAACGGGACGCCCCACGAUUAAGGCAUCGCUACUUACCACACGCAUGCUGGUGGCUCUGUGCUGAUUACCCUGGAAACUGCCCUCCCAGUAGACACUGACUCAACAUUCACUGCAGUUAUGUUCAGUGUGGAGCUGGUCUGUUUUGGCACAACACUAAGAACAGUGUCUUUAAGAUGAGGAGAGGUAUAAUUUCUGUAACACUGCCCAUGUGGACAGGUUGAGAGAUGACAGUAGUUGCAGCAACAUACAGAUGUAGAUCACUGUACUUUGGGCUAUAAAAUGGUGCCCCCUCGUGGAUAAAAUGACAAUACACACAUUUGUCAUCUGUCCUAGGACAACGCAUGCCUUAUGGACUGGAAAUGCUAGGUGCCACAAAAGGGGAAAAAAAAAAAAAAUCUGACACUUAAAUUAAUUUAAAGCAUUUGCACUCAGUACCCCCCACUGAAUAAGGCAAGAAAGUAGCUAAAUGUAACUAACUUUAUAAAAAUGUAUUAAGUACUUACUGAUUAGAAUAGAUUUUAUGAAUUUGAAAUCACGAAAUGUGGACCCAUACAAGCACAAUGGAUGCACUAGAUUAGGCAGGUGUCUCAGUUUCAAGAAGUGCAGCAGGUAUGCAGCAGACAGCCUUCCCUGACAAUAUGAUUUCCCAGGGAGAAAUAAACAGUAAUUGUACCAGUGCCACGUUGAUUUGAGCAUCCACGCCUCAAAAACAAGGCUGUGUUAUAUGCGGUUUCUGUUUUUCUGCUUGAGAAAUAAGCAGAUGAGCAUGCUGUUCUUUUUUAGGACUAAAACAAACCAUUUGCAUCAUUCUGAAUGUCUACACUCCCAGGUGGAUAAGAAUUAUUUGGAAAUAUUUAGUGGGAAAUCUAACAAGGAUUGUGCAUUCAACAGGAGUGUCAUACAUUCACAUUUCCACAAAACCAAUGAGGUCAUCACAUGUCAAAUUUCAUAAAUCAAUUGUUAUUGGCAAAUGUUAUUGGAAUGUAGCACUCACAUUCACUAUUACUUAGUACAUCAUUAAAACAAGUGUCUUUGAUGCAGGGCUGCUUCAAAACUACAGACACUGCACCAUUAUACUGUAUGGGACACUUCUUGUACUAAAUGCAACCUAUUAUUCUGAAAGUGUGUACCACUACUUGUGGGAGGGUAAGGCUUCCUAUAACCAAUGUGUGUGUUACUAGCAUAUUACCAGCAACUUAUCUUCGUUUAUUGAAUAUUGUACAUGCAUAGUGGAGGUGGGACAUGUGAUUGGACAGGGAUGUCAUUCAGACCUACCCCAUUACAUACCAACGGUGCGACCACUGCCCUUGCUUACGCAUGCCAGUUUGUUCUGUAACAGUAGCUAUAAAGAAAAUACAUUUGUUUUAUAGUUCUCAGAAGCUAUUGCAGUCAAGCAUUUGUCUCAGUGCUGCUGCUUUGAAGACUGAAACCUAGUGAAAGAUGCAUCCCUGAACAUUUCCCGAGAGCUUGGCAAGUGAACCAAAUUCUAUGUAGUCAGGACAAGGCCCUUCUUAGAAUCACUGUUAGUUAUGUGAUUCAAAACACUGCUACUCUGGGCCUGUGAGAAGCUAUUGAUGUAAUGAGGGGGUCAAAUACAGUGUACUUAACCAGCACAGGGUAAAACUACAAGACCACAGAAUUGCAUUAGUUCUAUCGCAAUUGUGUGGUCCAGGGUUUUUAAAUACCUGUGACGUACAAUGGAAUGUCUUCAGGCUUGGCUAUACAAGAAAAAUAGAAAAACCUAUUAAUUAAGCUUAGCAUGUUUUACUUUUGUGUAGACCAUCAGAAAUGCUUAAAUGUGGAAUUAACAUCCUAUUAAGUACACUUCAUGUCACAUAUCAGUUUGACCAUGGAGCGACACUGCCCUCUUGUGGAAGCAUGCACACAACAAUGAUUGGUUGUUAACCAAAGGACUUUUUAAAAUAAAGUUCCUUAGGCAUGAAAUGAAACAGUUUCCAGGUUUUAUUAAGAUUUAUUUAGCUGGCAAAUCUGUGGUUUCCUGAGAUAGGGACUAGAAUAAUAGAAAUUACUAGCCUCACACUAAUCAAAGAUGACGACCUGUUCAAAAACUUUUACUAAUAUGGAUAAAGUGGCCGCAUGAUCUUGUAUCGUUCACUGGCUGGGUAAUACUUUGUCCUUCAAUCCAUUUCGAUGCAAAGCAAAAUCAAAAUUGCAUCAGCAUGAUUUCUUUCAUAAACUGGACUUCUAAAAAGAAUGUUACUUGCUGUAGAUAUGCAGUGACCACUGUAAAAAAUAUGAUGCCCUUUUUAACUGGUUCUGUUUAUGUUUAACUUUUCCCUUUUCAUGUCUGUUAUUGUGAAAACAGGCAAAAAAAAAAAGAUUACUUAAAGACGUUUACAGCAUUAUUUUUGCACAUGUUAAAAUCAAUUCAGUGUAAAUAUGUUUUCCAAAUCAUUAAAGCCCACCAAUUAAACAAA